Messenger RNA from Frankliniella occidentalis (western flower thrips), 1936 nucleotides. Its product is annotated as lipase 3-like. The record is from RefSeq and is a predicted model, not a curated record. Bases 158 to 1690 code for a protein of 510 amino acids. Lineage: Eukaryota; Metazoa; Arthropoda; Insecta; Thysanoptera; Thripidae. Gene Ontology annotation, biological process: lipid metabolic process. The transcript has 10 exons.
CGGCCGGGAGCGCGCCCAGAGCGGGGCGGGCGGCGGUGCAGAGUGGACGUCCGGGAUCAGAUCGGACACCGUCGGGCACUUGGACAGGCGGGCCAGCCCUGAGGCACAGCCGCAGAGGCACCAGGACCUGAACUGUGUAGCGAUAGACACGGCGGUCAUGGUGGUGUUGGCGCUCUUGCGGUGGCAGUGGCGCACGCUGCGCUCGCUGGGGGCGGCGCUGCUGGCGGGGGCGGUCGGCGGCGGCGGCGCGCCCUCCGCGCUGCUGCUCGCCACGCUCUGCCUGUGGCCGUUCAGCGCGGGGCUCGUGGCCUCGGCCUCCCCGCCGCCGACGGCGCCCCCGCUGCCCUCGCUGGCCUCCCUGCUGCAGCGGGUGCGCGCCGGCCUGCCGGGCCUGCCCAGCCCACCGCGGGCGGUGCGCGACACCAUGGACGCCCUCCUGGACCUGGCCACCUCCGCCGCCUCGCCCACGCAGGCCAUGAGCAGGGCCAUGCAGAUCAUGCCCCCCCUGAACGAGGACGUGACAUCGGCCGACAUCCUCAGGGCGUACGGCUACCCCGCCGAGACGCACUUCCUGUGGACGGAGGACGGCUACCGACUGCAGUUGAACCGCGUCGCGCCCCCCAGCGGCGGCGGGCGCCGCCAGCCCCUGCUGCUGGCGCACGGCAUGCAGACAGCGUCGCCGUGCUUCUUGCUCACGGGCAAGGAGAAGUCCCUCGCCACGAUGCUCUACGACGCCGGGUACGACGUGUGGCUACUCAACUACCGGGGCACCCACUACUCCACGGGGCACAGAAACCUCUCGGUGAACAGCGAGGAGUUCUGGAAGUUCAGCUUCCACGAACACGGCGUCUACGAUAACCCCGCCGUCAUCGACUUCGUGCUCGAGCGGACGGGCUUCCCCUCGCUCGUGUACGUGUCGCACUCGAUGGGCUCCACGUCCUUCAUGAUCAUGGCCUCCAUGAGGCCCGAGUACAACGACAAGAUCCUCGCCGCGCACCUCAUGGCGCCCGCCGGGCCCCUGCACCACCACCGCAGCCCCUUCGUCGGCGUUCUCCAAGGCCUCAACAACGUGACAACGGCCCUGCUGGACAGGUUGCGCCUCCACCACACCAUGAGCUUGGUGUACCGGCUCUUCCGCAGGCUGGGCUCGAUGCUGCACUCGGUGCCCGGCGUCGGGGCCUUACUGUACGCCUUCACCUACACCAUCGUGGGCUACAACCCCCAGGCGGAAUACUACGAGCUGCCGUACUUCUGGAACACGAUACCCAGCGGCGGCUCGUGGGGGGAGGUCCUCCACUACGAGCAGAACGCCGGCCGGGGCGUGCAGGGUUUCCGUCGGUACGACCACGGCCGCAAGAGGAACGUGGAGAUGUACGGUUCAGCUGUGCCGCCGCUCUACGAGCUGUCCAACAUCCGCGCGCCCGUCCACCUGUACCUCGCGCACAACGACGUCCUGUGCGCCGACAAAGACAUGGAGUACCUGCGCUCGCAGUUCCGCAACCUGGCCAGCGUGCAGUACGCGCCCGACCCAAAGUUCAACCACAUGGACUUCUUCGCCGCCAGGACGGCGGACCGGCAGGUCUACCUGCCCAUGCUCAAGCAGAUGCGUCGCGACGCGGACGCGCCGUCACCACCGGCCGACGGCGGGGCGACAGCAGAUAACGCCCUCCCGGACGAGGACGAGGCGUGACACCUGCAGGCGCCGCACCUGGCCGCCGCACCGCGGCCACACCUGGGCGGCCAGGUGCUUAUCUUGGGGUGCUGCAGGUGGUGCGGCCGGUAGCGCGGGUCCGCACUUCCGUCUUGGUCGGCAACGAACGUCGGAAACUAAAGAUGUCGCUACGGACUUCCCCCGGUGCCGAAGGCGAGCACCGCGACCAGAGCCGCGAGCCACAGCGGCAGCCCCGGCCCCGAGGCCUGCGCCGCGACCGAGCCA